This is a messenger RNA of Thunnus maccoyii (southern bluefin tuna), 3088 nucleotides long. It is a transcript of the gene exoc8, whose product is annotated as exocyst complex component 8. Gene Ontology annotation, cellular component: exocyst. Lineage: Eukaryota; Metazoa; Chordata; Actinopteri; Scombriformes; Scombridae. The transcript has 4 exons. Gene Ontology annotation, biological process: exocytosis; intracellular protein localization; Golgi to plasma membrane transport. The coding region runs from base 129 to 2189 and encodes 686 amino acids. The record is from RefSeq and is a predicted model, not a curated record.
GUUUUAGGGUGUCAACUUCCUGUUUGGGUUGCAAGAGACGACUCCUUUAUGAAGUCUUCCUCUGUGUAUCUACAUAUUAACGCUAGCGUCUUAUUUUCUCUAAACAAGUCAAAUAAACACGACAGAAGAUGUCGGAAACGGGGAACCGGCUACGCAAACUGCUCGAAUCGCCCAAUUUCGACCCGCAAAACCACGUCAAGCAGCUGUCACAGCAGUCUGACGGCGACAGAGACCUGCAGGAGCAUCGUCAGAAAAUCCAAACCUUGGCCGACGAGACGGCUCAAAACCUGAAGAAAAAUGUCUACAAGAACUACAGACAGUUUAUCGAAACGGCCAAAGAGAUUUCCUACCUAGAGAGUGAAAUGUACCAGCUGAGUCACAUCCUGACGGAACAGAAGAGCAUCAUGGAGAGCAUCACGCAGGCCUUGCUGUCCACGGACAAAGACGAGACCUCCAAGGAGAUGCAGGCUGCUUUCCCCAAAGAAACAGAGGAGCUGAAGCAGAGGACGCUGACCUCACUGCUGGAGAAGGUGGAGGGGGGCAAAAACAUCAUGGACACCCCGGGGAGGCACUUGGUUUAUAAUGGGGACCUUGUUGAGUUUGAUGUAGACAACAUGUCCCCCAUCCAGAAGGUGCACGCUUUCCUGAUGAAUGACUGCCUGUUGAUUGCCACCUGGCUGCCAAACCGCCGGGGCACUGUGAAGUACAAAUACAACGCCCUGUACGACCUGGAGAGCUUUGCCGUGGUCAACGUCAAAGACAACCCUCCCAUGAAGGACAUGUUCAAGAUCCUCAUGUUCCCAGACAGCCGCAUCUUCCAGGCGGAGAACAGCAAAAUCAAAAAGGAGUGGCUGGAGAUCUUAGACGAAACCAAGAAGAGCAAAGUCACCAAGGACACUCACAAGAAAGAGGAGGAGGUCCCCACUUCUCCCGUGAGGGCCGAGGUGUCCACCAACCCCUUCGAGAUGGAUGAGGACGAGCCGGAGGAAGCUGAAGAAAACGUGGAUCUCAGCCUGGAGUGGAUCCAGGAGCUGCCCGAGGAUCUGGACGUGUGCAUCGCUCAGAGAGACUUUGAGGGCGCAGUGGACCUGCUGGACAAGCUCAACGAGUAUCUCAAAGACCAGCCUGUCACCCAGAGAGUCAAAGAGCUGAGGUCCAAGGUGGAUGAGCGUGUGAGGCAGCUGACAGAGGUCCUGGUGUUCGAGUUGUCUCCAGAUCGGUCACUCCGCGGUGGACCGAAAGCAACCAGGCGUGCCGUGUCCCAGCUGAUCAGACUAGGCCAGAGCACCAAGGCCUGUGAGCUGUUUCUGAAGAACCGGGCCGCUGCAGUCCAGACGGCCAUACGGCAGCUUCGCAUCGAAGGAGCCACGCUACUCUACAUCCACAAACUCUGCAACAUCUUCUUCACCAGCUUGCUGGAGACGGCUAAGGAGUUCGAGAUGGACUUUGCGGGGAACACAGGCUGCUACUCCGCCUUCGUGGUCUGGUCCAGAUCAGCCAUGAGGAUGUUUGUGGAUGCCUUCAGCAAGCAGGUGUUCGACAGUAAGGAGAGCCUGUCGACAGCAGCAGAGUGUGUGAAAGUGGCUAAAGAGCACUGCCAGCAGCUGACUGAGAUCGGCCUGGACCUGACCUUCACCCUGCAGUCCCUGCUGGUCAAAGACAUCAAGGCAGGACUGCUGAGCUACAAGGACAUUAUCAUCGAAGCCACCAAGCACAGAAACUCUGAGGAGAUGUGGAGGAGGAUGAACCUCAUGACGCCUGAGGCUCUGACUAAACUCAAGGACGAGAUGCGCAGCUGUGGCAUGGGCAGCUUCGAGCAGUACACGGGCGACGACUGCUGGGUGAACCUGAGCUACACCAUCGUGGCUUUCACCAAGCAGAUGAUGAGCUUCUUGGAGGAAGGCCUGAAGCUCUACUUCCCCGAGCUGCACAUGGUGCUGCUGGAGAGCUUGAGGGAGAUCAUCCUGGUGGCCGUGCAGCACGUGGACUACAGCCUUCGCUGCGAGCAGGACCCCGAGAAGAAAUCCUUCAUCAUGCAGAACGCCACCUUCCUCCACGACACCGUGCUGCCCGUGGUGGAGCGGAGGUUUGAGGAGGGCGUUGGGAAGCCGGCCAAACAGCUACAGGACCUGAGGAAAAGCACCAGGCCGGUCCGAAUCAACCCAGAGAGCACCACGUCUGUGGUCUGAGACUGAUGGGAACUACUUUAAGUCAUGCGAGACUGCAAAACGGCCAAACACAAACGUAAACAUUGUUUUACUGACUUUUGUGGCAAUCUCAACCCCCAUUUUAGGAAGAACUGCCAGAUAUCAGUUGUUUUGAGAUUGCAAAACAGGAAAUGACACUAUGCACGAUGGAGUAGAGAUGCACUUCAUAAAUAAACAUCAUCAGUGGUCUAAUAUUAUUAGUUGUCUGCCUCAGUUUGCUGAUUGUGGAUUCAGGUCACAUAUUAUAACUGAGAGCAGCAGAAUAAGAUACCUUAAGAUAGGUAUAUAUUAAAAGCACCUGAAUUUGUGGGUGAAAAAUUAGUAUUGCUUUCAAAAAUCCAUAUUACUGCAUCAAAUAUGUAUUUUUGAACAAUGAACUCCCACAUUGGCUAUUUAGUCACAUUGAACUGUGUUUUUUCAUGUCAGGGUGUAGUGAUCGCCAAGAAGUGCACUGUUCCUUAUGUGUAAGACGUGUGAUGAAUCCAUGUUCCUUCAGGACACAUUUCAAACUGGACAAACAGCCUAUAAAUGUAUGUGAAGAUUCUAACCAGACUAGUAAUAUUAUGUACAGAUUUGCGCACGUUUGACCUUGUUUUCUCUGAAAUAUCAUGACACACUUGAUUAGACGUUGGCCAAAAUCUGAUCUUAUUGGAAUAUGUUUGUAUUCUCAAUGAAAAGCUGAUCUUUAUGCUGUUUGGAAGUAAUCUACUAUGAUGUUUGAUUCAGACUCACUCAGCUCUUAUUGUCAGGCCACAGGACCGUUAUUGUACACUAAAUAUUAGCUAGAGGGACUGAUUUAAAAGGGAUGACUGAAAAGCUAAUGCACUGUCAAAUGUUUGUGUUUUAACACAUGAAAAUGAAUAAAGAUCAUCUUGCACAAG